AUGAACGAUUUGUAAAAAGAUCAUGUGGAUAUGAAUGGCAAAGCUGAUUGUCUGUAGCUGAUUGUCUGAUCAAAGAGAACCUUUCGAUGGAAGAACUGAAAAAGAAGAAAACGAGCAAGAAAGGAUUUUCAGCUCCAGUAAAAUGUGCGACUGCAGAUCCAUCUUUGGAGCCACCAACGGCAAAGAAAACAAAAAUCAUUACAGAGCAAGAAGUAUCAACGAAUGAUAACCUGAAAAAUUCUGAUGAAACAACGAAGAAAAAACCUCACAAAGAGAAAAAUCAAACAGUUGGUGUAAAGAAGAAUGAAAAAAGUAAACCUGACAGAUCUUUGGAGAAGAAGGGAAAAAAGAAAAAGGUGCUAAAAGUUCAUGAGCACCAAAAUAAGGAAGAAACAUCUGCCAUCAUCACAACUGAGAACAAAAUCACAGAAGAAUCACAGAAAAACUGUGACAAUUCUGUGGAACAGAAAGAAGAAAAUGAACAAGUUCAAGAUUCAGAUCUCAGGAAAGAAGAAGCAAACACAGAGCCAAGUGAACAAGAGAACCAAAGUUCCCUACAUACAGAACAUGAGGAAAAGGACAGAAGCACUACCGUUUCAGAACAAAAGCAUGUUCAAGAGGUUGAAACUUCUCCAAAAAGGACAGUGGAUGAUUCAAAGAAUGCUUCAGCUCAGACAAAAAGUAAGGCUAAGAGACCUCCCCUACCUGUCCGCUCUCUUAGUGAUGAAGAGUAUGAAGAGAUCUUCAAGAAUGCUAUUAGAAGAGUUAUGGAUACACCCAUUGAUGAAUUGAUGGUAUCUCUCCAAAGAAAAGAUUGUAAUAAGGAACAUGCAUGUACCUUACUUUCUGAUAAUCAGAUAAAAGGUUGUGAACAGUCGUCAAAUCAGAAGAAAAUUCAAAAGCCUAAGAAGCUGCCCAAAAUGAAGCCAGUGAAGAGUACAGGUAGUAGUAGUUCAACAGAUGUUCAAGAAAUGGAGCCCAAUGUGGAGAAACCAAUGCCAAAUGAGACUGCUAGAAUCUUACAAGAUAGUACGAAGAAUAAUACAGAAUCUGAUAGUAAAUGUUCAUUAAAAACUAUAACUGCUUUUGAUAUAACGAAAGACACACUUGAACCAGAGGAAAAUAAGGAAAAUGCUAAAGUUGCACUUGAACCAGAGAAAAUUAAGAAAAAUGUUACAGGCACAUUGGAACCAGACGAAAAUAAGGAAAAUGUAGCAAAUAAAGUGACGAAGAAAAAUUCAAUGAAGGAAAAGAAAUUCAAAACACCAAACACUAAAAAAGGUUUUACUGGGGCCAAAAAACAAAGUAAAACUGCUGUAACUCCAUACAAAGUGAAAAUAGGAUCACCACAUCUUCAGACAAAGAAGGAGAAGAAGCAAAAAAGUAGGCUAAAACAACAGAAUGAUAAUGUUCACAAAAAGAAAUCGGAAGACAAAAUUGAUCGUAAAAGAAAAAUGAUGGAUCGAGACUUGCUCCAGUAUGGAACUUGGGUGCAAUGUUGUAACAGUUCAUGUAAGAAGUGGAGGUACCUGUCUGAUGUCAAUGAUCCGUCAGAGCUUCCUGAUGACUGGUUCUGUACCAUGAACAAAGACCAAGAUUACAAUGAGUGUGACAAAGCUGAGCAAGAGUACAAUGAAGAAGAGCACAUUUAUACCAACUACACCGAGGGAACUGUGGUGUGGGCCAGAAUGUCAGGAUUCCCAUGGUGGCCUGCCAUGAUUGAGAUGGAUCCAGACACUGAGUACUUUUUUGAGCUAGCGAAUUCAGAGACAAUGUUCCCUAGUCAUUAUCAUGUGGUAUUCUUUGAUGAGAGAGUGUCUAGAGCAUGGGUUAGAUCUUCAUGCAUCCAGCCAUUUAUUGGAAAAGAAAAUCUAAAUUGUUUAACAGCACCUAAGAAGAGCAAGAUUCCAAGCUACAAGUCAGAGAUAGCUGCUGCCAAAGCCAAAGCUUGCAGUGCUUUACAACUAGAUCUUCAGGAGAGGCUCAAUUCCUUCAGUUUCUGUCAAAGAUAUAAAGGCAAAUGGGGAAAAGAUGAAUCUGUUUCAAAAGACCAUGAGAACAAACCUUCAAAACCGAAGCACGCAAAGAGAUCUCGGAAAGUAGCCAGCCAAACAAAAGUGGAAGUGGUGGAUGAUACUACUGUGGAUGACCUUCUGAACAACCCUAGCUCUCUCCUCAGUAGUCUUGAUGAUGUGUUGGACAGUCUGGAGAGUUUCACUGAUGACUCAGACUUUGUACUGUCAGGAGAUGAAGAGAUAAAGGAAGAUGAUGGGAAGGAGGAGGAGGAGGAAAACAUGGGAACUUUGCAAAAGGAGAUAACCAGACACAAGGAACACACCAUUACCAAUAAAAAAUUGAGGAGUAGAAGCGCUAUAAAGGCAGAGAAGCAAGACCAAGGGGGUUCUGAGCUGGAGCCUGACAUAAAAAAUAGUGACACACAACAUGCUUCAUGCAAUGUAACAAAGUCUCCACUGAAUAAAGUCACUAAAUCAAGCACAGCAUUGAACAGUGAAGACAACACAGAGCUUUCUGAAUUAAGUGAGACAGACAGUGAAUCAGACUUUCAAAAUGAACAGGAUGUAGAAAAGGAGACUUCUGGUAACUUCAGUAUUAGCACUGGAGCCAACAGACAGCUCAAACUGGAUCCAGAUGUGUUUACAAUGGAAAUGUAUUCUAAGGAGGAGAGCCAGGAGGAAAAGUGUAUUGAUUCGUCACGGAAUGUGGUCAGUGAGGAGAUUGAAACACAGGAACCAAAAGAUGAAACUUCACAGGUAGCAUCAAAAUCAGUCCUGCAGAAAGAACAGAGACCAAAGAAUAAAUUCAGUGCCAAGCUAAAGAAAAGUCCCAUCAACAUUGAUCUUGCAAGAGAAAUUGUUUGUUCUCCAAAAAGUGAUUCAGCUAAGUCAGUUGAUCUAGAUACUGAUGAUUUACCAGAUCAAGGAAUAAAGCAGGAGACAGAUAUUAAAGAGGAAGAGUUGUUCUUCAAUCCGGAGAGUGAUCCCCAGGAGCAAGCUGUGCCAAAUGCUGAAAGCGACUUCAGACAAGCAGAGGACCUAGAUCUUGAACUAAGUCUUGACUUUGACACCAUCCCCAAACAUGAGCCAGUGAUAUCAGUCUCUGCUGGGAUUCAGGCUGUGAAUGAAGCCGAUGAGGACUCGGAUCCUUUUGAAUUAAUUGAAGAAUGAUUUAUUUGGACAUGAAAGAAGUAUUAUUAUGAUGUUGAGCUAUGUUGUUCUAUACUUUCAGGUUCUAUUUAACUCUUAAGUUAUAUAUUAGAACUGGUCUUAAGCAAAAAUCUGUGAUAGUUGUUAAUGUUAAUUCAGUGUUGUCAUUGAUUUGUUGUUGAUUAAAUACUUUGCAAU
Messenger RNA from Magallana angulata, 3362 nucleotides. RefSeq lists its product as uncharacterized. The record is from RefSeq and is a predicted model, not a curated record. Gene Ontology annotation, cellular component: nucleus. The transcript has 18 exons. Gene Ontology annotation, molecular function: zinc ion binding. Lineage: Eukaryota; Metazoa; Mollusca; Bivalvia; Ostreida; Ostreidae. Bases 87 to 3185 code for a protein of 1032 amino acids.